Helianthus annuus (common sunflower) is the source of this 2696-nucleotide messenger RNA. RefSeq names its product transcriptional corepressor SEUSS. Bases 335 to 2338 code for a protein of 667 amino acids. The transcript has 10 exons. Lineage: Eukaryota; Viridiplantae; Streptophyta; Magnoliopsida; Asterales; Asteraceae. The record is from RefSeq and is a predicted model, not a curated record. Gene Ontology annotation, cellular component: nucleus; transcription regulator complex. Gene Ontology annotation, biological process: positive regulation of transcription by RNA polymerase II; negative regulation of transcription by RNA polymerase II.
AGAAAAAAAGAAACGGAGGCGACUUCAUUUGACAAAAAAGAAAAGAAAAAGAAAAAAAAAAUUAAAUAAUCAAAAAAAUUAAAUCCAAUUCAAUCCUACUUUCACGUCCGCUGUGAGAGAAACGCUAAAGUCACAGCAACCAACCCCUCUCUCUCCUCUCUUUCUCUCUCUAGACGAACAAGAAUCUCCAUCGUCUCAUUUUCUGCAAGAUUAAACAACACUUCACACUGUUAGCAACACACUCGCAAGAAGCACAUAUACGGAAGCUAAACACUCACGGUGAAGAAUAAUAUCUUCAACAGCAAUCAGUUUCACUAUUCGAUUUGUUAUUCUGAUGGUACCCCCAGGGCCACCAACUCCAGUUCCGUCUUCAUUGUUGCGGUCAAAUUCAGGUUUAAUGGGCGGCCAAGGGUCUCCUCAGCCUGGCUUCUCAUCUCUUGUUUCACAACGUACUCAAUUUAAUGGCCCAAACAUGCUUGGAAACGUGUAUCAAACUUACGGUAAUGGUGGGCUAAGUUCAGGGAUCUCUAGCCUCGCGAGUUCUCAAAGGGGUGUUAUUGAUGCUGGGGAUGAGUCCGAUACUUUGUCAGUCAUAAGAAACGCGUCAUUUGUUUCGUCGGAUCUGGUAAAUUCAAAUGCAUCGGGUCACAUGUCGGUCAACCAAAACUUGUCAGACCAACAGCUUGAACCUCAACACAAUAACCGUCAGCAUCAGCAGCCGCAAUAUCAAAACAUUCAAGGUGGUGUCGGGCAAGUUAAGUUGGAGCCACAGAUGACAACAAACUAUCAACAAGUACAAACGACUCAACAGUUGCAAGCUUUACGAAAUCUCGGGCCAGUGAAAAUGGAACUGCAACAUACUCAGUCGAUGAGUAACUUACCACCGGUAAAACUGGAGCCCCAACACUCCGACCCGUCAUUAUUUCUGCAACAGCAACAGCAGCAGCAAUUCCUUAACGUAUCCAGGCAGUCUCCACAGGCACAAAUGAAUCUUUUGCAGCAACAGAGAUUAUUACAGCUACAUCAGCAACAACAGCUAUUGAAAAACAUGCCUCAACAAAGGCCUCCGAUGCAACCACAGUUUCAACAUCAAAAUCUGGCACUAAGAUCUCCGGCAAAACCUGUGUAUGAACCAGGAACGUGUGCAAGACGGCUAACACAUUAUAUGUAUCAGCAACAACAUAGGCCUGAAGACAAUAGCAUUGAGUUUUGGAGAAAAUUUGUGGCUGAGUACUUCGCUCCUAACGCAAAGAAGAAAUGGUGCGUUUCUUUGUACGGAAGUGGACGCCAUACUACAGGAGUUUUCCCUCAGGACGUAUGGCACUGCGAAAUAUGCAAUAAGAAGCCAGGCCGUGGAUUUGAGGCGAAUGUUGAAGUUCUGCCGAGGCUUUUCAAAAUAAAGUAUGAAAGCGGUACUUUGGAGGAACUUCUUUACGUUGAUAUGCCGAGAGAAUAUCAAAAUUCAUGUGGACAAAUAGUUCUGGACUAUGCAAAAGCUAUACAGGAGAGUGUUUUUGAGCAACUACGCGUUGUUCGUGAUGGUCAACUAAGGAUAGUUUUUACUCCAGAGUUGAAGAUUUGCUCUUGGGAAUUCUGUGCUCGCCACCAUGAGGAGCUUAUUCCUCGGAGAUUAUUGAUACCACAGAUUAGCCAGCUUGGUAGUGCAGCUCAGAAGUACCAAGCUUCUACCAAUAAUGCUCCGUCUAAUCAGUCUGCACCUGACUUGCAGACCAAUUGCAAUAUGUUUGUUGCUUCAGCUCGUCAGUUGGCGAAAGCAUUGGAAGUUCCGCUGGUAAAUGAUUUGGGAUAUACAAAGAGAUAUGUACGGUGUCUUCAGAUAUCAGAAGUGGUUAACAGUAUGAAAGAUCUGAUCGAUUACAGUCGAGAAACCAACAUCGGACCAAUGGAGUGCUUAGCAAAAUUCCCGCGGAGGACGUCUGCUACAACAUCUGGAUCUCACAGUCAACCGCAACAACCCGAUCAACAUCAGCAGCAGCAGCAGCAGCAGCAACAAAGUUCCAAUGGGGGCGGGCCCACAGUAAAUAACUCCAACGCACUACCUAUGACUAGUUCCAUUGCUGGUCUACUAAACCAAAAUUCCUUCAACUCGAGACACCCUCAAAUGUCACAAAAUGGUGCAAAUAUGUCCCCUGCGCUUUCUAGUGAUGCGGACCCAAACGAUCCCCAGAGCUCGGUUCAGAAAAUACUACACGAGAUGAUGAUGUCUUCUUCGUCUCCCCAACUUAGUGGAAAUGGAAUUCGAGGUAAUGGUAUGAACGGAAGGGAUACGGGGUACCAAUUGGUUAAUAAUAAUAAUCCUCCAUUUGAUUGGCCAUAGAUAGAUUGACCGACCGGGUAUCCAAGCGAAUCCCGCAUUUCGGGGUAUGAAUAUGAAGGAUAGAUGAUACAUAUGGUGGGACCAAGUGAAUGAUGUUGGUCACCCUUUGAGGAAGGGAGGGAAUAGAAUAGAAAUGGCAAUUUCCUCUUCGACCUCGUGAUUUUGUUUGUCGUGUCGUCUCUGUCUAUAUUGCUUGUUUUUCGGUGCUAGUUCACAUGCCUAAUUAACGAGCCGAUCUCGCUCUUCUUCUUAUCCGGCCUGGCCUGUACAAGUAUGUUGAAUGUUAUAGAAUUUAGUGAUUUGUUAUAACAUCUAAACCGGUCUAUUAACGAUAUUGGAUUGGCUCGUGUUAUGCUUU